AUGAAUAAUGUUAUUGCUGGCAGUGUAAAUGAAGCAUUUAGUUGCUUUUGUGAUAGUAUUGCUCAGUUAAAUGAACAAGACAAAGCAAAACUAAAUCUGGAUUCAUAUUUCCAUGACACAACAACUAUCUCUAAUGAAUAUGCCAACAACAAUGCAUUUGUAAAAGAAAACACAAUGACCUUUCCUGAGCCAUUGGCUAGUAUAAUUCACAAUCCUCUUUCAAUUCCAUACAAGCUUGGGUUCUUGUUAAAUGCUAACCGAGUAUGGCUAACAGCAAACAAGACUUUAUACAUUUGGAACUUCUUAGAAACAGACAAUAUAUUUAGAUAUGAUUGUCACGACAGUAUUGAACGCGUAGAAAUUUGUGAAAGACAAAAGGAACUGUACGUCUGCACCAGGAACAGCCUGUUCGUUCACAGCUUUAGCAUAGAUACAGACAGUCGAUUGAAAAUUUUAUCAAAGACAAAUGCGAGAACAAGCGGCGUUGUUAUGUCAAAUAUUCUCAAUACUGACACUGGGAGAACAUUCAUGCAAGGAGAUGAUGGACACCUUUAUGAGUUGAAUAUAGAUCGUGACAGUAAUGGAUUAGCUGUUGGAAUCAAAAAGUUUUCAUGUAUCACGGAACAAUCCUACUUUAGAUAUUUGUCUCUAUUUGUAAAUUCGGUUCCUGAAGUUCCCAUCAAGAAAAUAGCACUGAAUAAUGAAGAAAAAAUCCUCUACAUCUUAUUGAAGGAUUCGACUAUUCAAGCCGUCGAUAUUCAAGGAAAUAACUUUGUUUAUGGGCACAAAUUUAAAGCUACCAUGGUGGAAGACAUUCAACUGGUACCAACAUCUGAAUCAAGAAUUAUCGAUCUUAUCGCUAUUGAUGGAAAAGGGAACAGAUACUAUCUUUCAAACAAAGCAGGUGGUAUUGGAAUAGUUCAUGAAAGAUUGGCACCACCCAUACUAGGAUCACUGUUAUUCAAUCAAUUCACUAAUGAGACCUUGCAACACAGCUUUUAUGACUCAGGUGUCUUUGCGGCUAUUGUCAGUAAAUCUUCUGAUAAUUACCUUCUUUUGACUCGCACAGCUCUGACAAGAGUCGUUCAAGCCCAACCGGUAUACAACGAAGACUUUUAUGCAGAAAAGUUAAAUGACACUCUCAUGAUUAUGGAAAGUGAGUUGAACACACCAGGACGUUAUAUUGAGAAUAUAAUCGAAGCAUCUGGCAAGCCACAGCGUCAAAUCCUAACACUCAACAAAAACGGUGUUACUUUUUAUAAAGAGCAGCGAUUAAUUGAGCAGUUUAGCACCCUAUUAACAAAGGGAAAUCCUUCAGCAAUCAUAGAAUUUAUUGAAAAGUAUGGCGUUGAUGAAGCAUUAGCCUUGUGUCUACUGAUCAGUAUUAUAUCACCUGCACAUAAUCGUGAGGCAAUGUCGUUGCUUUAUGACCAUCCUUCAGUGGAUAAUGGGUUACUAUUAUAUAUCUCAAGGUUACUCAAAGACAUUCGAACCGUGGAUAUUUUGGCAGAAGAUGUACCACUUGACGCAUUUAAUUUUGUAGCGGAUCAGCUUGAAAAGCUACAUUCGUUCCUGCAACAAGCAAAAAUUAAUAUCAGCAACGAUUUACGUACCUACACCAUACGAUGUAAGGAAGGAGUACGCUUGGUUCAAUUUAUUCAUGAAGUCUGCUUACGAAGUGAAGCGACCAGGAAAAAGCUUGUGGAUUAUGCCCCAUUGAUUUUUGAAAAGCUUGUUUCAACAGAAAAAGGAGCUUUUGCAGCAAAGAAUGUGGUCGUUGCCUGUAUUGAACUAUUUGAAAUAUCAGAUUCAAGCCGCAGCCAACUUACCCUCACUCCAUACCUAUUUGAAAAUUGUAGAUGUUUACUAGGAGAAAGCAAUAUAGGGUUGGAAUCUUUACGGCAUGCUGAAAUUGAGUUGAACAAAGAGCCUGAAUUGGAACAGUCUCUCACGCACUUUAAAAAGAUAGUUGAACUGAUUUCAUUAGAUCAGCUGAAAGAACUAUGCAACAAGUACUGCGCCUUAAAGGGCAAUAUUGAAUCUAUGAAAUUAGUAUUAGCAAAAUAUCAGCUAGUGAAUACAGAACAAAAGACACAAAUAUAUGAACUUAUAUAUGAUACAUUAAGAUCAACCUUUGACGAACCAGAAGAGCGUCUGCGAGUAAUCUUACAAGAGUCGCUCGACCUGCUUGACGAAGAAGCUUAUCAUGAAAUAAUUUACCAAUGGCUAAUAGACAAGAAGCAAGAGCGAGUGCUAGUUACUCUUACCACACCUCAUCUUGUUCAAUUUUUUACAACAAAAUUGCCGGAAAGCGUAGGUUACCAUUAUCUAUUCGAGUACUAUACGUACCGAAGUGAAUAUUAUGAUGCCAUUGUAGCUUUGAGACGACUAUCUACUGUAACAAGGAAUGUCGACUUGGACAAACGAGUAUAUUAUUUAGAAAGAGCAUGUGAUCUCAUGGGCAAGUCUACAGGUAUCUCUAACAACGAGAAGCAAGAAUUAUUGGCAUUAUACAAAGAAGCGACCAUUCAAACAAAGAUUCGUAAUGCGCUGCAACAGCGACACGCGAGCGAUAGCACAAGCUUAGUGCAGUCAUUAAACGACUUUUUGAAACCUGCCAAAGAACUUUAUCAUAACAUCGCACUACCGCAAAACUUGUAUGAGGAAGCUCUAUAUUUGAUGGACUUUAUGGAAUUGUAUGACUGGAAAUACGCACAAUUGGCUUGGGAAAGGAUAGUUAAAGAAAAUAAAGACAGCAAUGCAUUAAAGAAUAAAUUAAUAACAAUGGGCAAAGACCUCUAUCCUUCAAUUGCUUCAUAUCCUGUGUUUAUGUUGGUACAUAUCCUAGAUGCCCAUUGCCAAACAUAUCCUGAAGAAUUCAAAGAUGAAUUUGUUAUAUCAACACUUACAGAAGUUGGUGUCCCUCAAGAGAUUAUAUCUGAAGCAAGAACUGCAAAGGUUUAA
Rhizopus microsporus ATCC 52813 is the source of this 2964-nucleotide messenger RNA. RefSeq lists its product as uncharacterized. Gene Ontology annotation, biological process: transcription-dependent tethering of RNA polymerase II gene DNA at nuclear periphery; protein localization to nuclear inner membrane; RNA export from nucleus. Bases 1 to 2964 code for a protein of 987 amino acids. Gene Ontology annotation, cellular component: nuclear pore inner ring; nuclear pore. Gene Ontology annotation, molecular function: structural constituent of nuclear pore; protein binding. Lineage: Eukaryota; Fungi; Mucoromycota; Mucoromycetes; Mucorales; Rhizopodaceae. The transcript is spliced from 11 exons. The record is from RefSeq and is a predicted model, not a curated record.